GCUAAUAUAGCCCGCAUAAUAAUGUUCGACGUAUUUCUACGGUGGGACGACGACGUUGCAGGGUUCGACCAUGAUGAUGACAUGAUGAGUUCCGACAGUCCCCGCUCGCAGAAGAUACGAAGGCAAUGACCACUCACCAUUUAUUACUAUCAUAUCAAUGCGACUCGAUGGAUUCAGCAUUUCAUAUACUACCAUACAGCUCAAAUUUCGCCUUAUUGACCACCCCGCACAUGUGACCAAUCAGCAUGUCCUCUGCAGCUGCCCCACAAUUUGAGUUCCGAUCCUUCGUUGAAGCGCUCAAAAAGGUGAUAUUGUCAGUAUCACCCGAGAAGUCGAUUCCAAUCUAGGAGCGGCGGCCAUCACUCGUCUCGUAUACGAGAAUGACCUUCCUGCGCCCUUGUUCGAGAAUGUCAAAGGUUCAAAAGAUGGACUCUUCUGUACCAUUGGUGCCCCAGCUGCUCUGAGAAAGGAUAAGAAAACUUGUUUUGGACGCCUGGCUCCACAUGUAGGCCCAUGUAGGCCUGGAACCGACAGCUAGUACGAAACAAAUUCUCGACAAGCUGAUCUCCGCGGACAAGAUGGAGCCUAUUGAGCUUACAGUCUUAGAGAGCGGGCCAUGCAAACAGAAUAUCAUUCAGGAGAAAGAUGUCCAAGUGGAGGCUCUUCCUGCGCCCUGGAUCCAUAAAGAUGAUGGCGGAAAGUACAUACAAACCUACGAUACGCCUUACGCUAUCAAUCGAAAUUUUGAUGACUUGCUUAUAAAGAUCGUAGGCAUGCAUGUUAUCCAGUCUCCCGAUGGUAAAUGGACCAACUAAUCCAUCGCACGUGCUAUGAUCAAGGACGACAAACACCUCGUCGGCCUGGUCAUUCUCCACAGCACAUCUGGCAAAUCAAGGAGCUUUGAAAUAAAGAAGGCAAAGAUUGCCCGUGGGCUCUGUGCUUUGGCGUGCCCCCCGCUGCUAUCAUGACAUCGUCUAUGCCUAUACCCGACGGUGUUUCAGAAGGUAGUUACAUUGGAACCUUCAUUGGCGAGUCUAUUCCCGUUGUCAAAUGCGAGACCAACGACCUUCUUGUCCCUGCUACGUCUGAAAUUGUCUUUGAAGGCUUCUUGUCUGUCACCGAGACUGCUCCUGAGGGUCCUUUUGGUGAAAUGCAUGGUUAUGUAUUCCAAGGCAACUCGCGUGAUAGCCCCGUGUACAAGGUCAACUGCAUAACUCAUCGCGACGAUGCUAUCCUUCCCAUGUCCGCCUGCGGACGAUUGACGGACGAAACUCAGACGCUGAUUGGUUCUCUCCACGCUGUUGAGAUCGGGGAGAUCUGCCGCGAUGCGGGUCUUCUCGUUACUGAAUGUUUCUCUCCUUUUAAAUAUCAAGUCACCUGGAUCGCCCUUCAGUUAGAUGGCAAGAAAUUGACGGAGAUGAAAACCACUUCUGAAGAGCUGAGAAAGAAAGUCGGUGACUUAGUGUUCAACACAAAAGCUGGAAGCACUACUCAUCGUAUCGUCCUUGUUGGUGAUGAUAUUGAUGUGUAUGACGGUACAGACGUCCUGUUGGCCUUCUCCACCCAAUGUUGCCCCAAUAUGGACGAGACAUUUUUCGAAGAUGUCCCUGGCUUUGCUUUGAUUCCUUAUAUGGGACAUGGCAAUGGUAACCCCUGACGAGGUGGCAAGGUUGUCUCAGACUCCCUUAUGCCUUUAAAGUACACCACUGGGCUAGAUUUCGUCUCGGCCGACUUCAAGAGUAGCUAUCCUGAAGAGUUGAAAAGGCAGGUUCUCCAAAACUGGAAGAAUGAUGGUUUGCUCCUUUGUGAGAAGGUCAAAUUACGAUGAUUUGAGCAGCAGUAGGAGUAACGUGGUUUGCUGAGCAUAGAUAGUCAGCUUUCAAUACAGUCUCCUCUUGUUUGUGAAAAAUAGUCAUCUAGGACUAGUAGACGAGUUUUAAAGUAUAUAACAGGAGCAGAUAACAGGAAAACAAAACAGUACUCGUAAAUAUAUUAGACACUAUGAUCUGCAGGUCGUCCUGGGGACGGAUCAUUAUCUAUUUGCAGGCAUUUCCUUAUUAUGC
Molecule: messenger RNA, 2063 nt
Organism: Cryptococcus deneoformans JEC21
Lineage: Eukaryota; Fungi; Basidiomycota; Tremellomycetes; Tremellales; Cryptococcaceae
Product: cytoplasm protein, putative
Exons: 5
Coding region: 965-1657 (230 amino acids)
Biological process (GO): cinnamic acid catabolic process; ferulate metabolic process
Cellular component (GO): cytoplasm
Molecular function (GO): carboxy-lyase activity
Source: RefSeq, a predicted model, not a curated record